Molecule: messenger RNA, 1287 nt
Organism: Acyrthosiphon pisum (pea aphid)
Lineage: Eukaryota; Metazoa; Arthropoda; Insecta; Hemiptera; Aphididae
Product: ATP-dependent DNA helicase pif1-like
Exons: 2
Coding region: 1-1287 (428 amino acids)
Biological process (GO): DNA repair; telomere maintenance
Molecular function (GO): DNA helicase activity
Source: RefSeq, a predicted model, not a curated record
AUGAAUGAUCUAAAAAAUAACACCAGGCUUUUCGGUGGUGCUUUACUGCUGCUGUCUGGUGAUUUUAGACAGUCAUUGCCGGUCAUUCCACGCGCUACACAUGCGGAUGAAAUUAACGCAUGUAUAAAACAAUCGUAUCUAUGGCGAAAUGUAAGUACAUUACGUCUUAAUACAAAUAUACGUGUUCAACUGCAAAACGAUCCAUUGGCACUAUCAUUCUCUGAGCAAUUGCUCAACAUUGGAAACGGAACAAUACCAUUGCAUGGAGACAUACAACGCAUCGAAUUGCCAGACAAUUUCUGCAACAUGGUAAAUACGAGAGAUGCUUUGAUUGAAAGCAUAUUUCCAGAUUUACAAGCUCAUUAUAUUAAUCAUGCGUGGCUUCGGGAACGAGCUAUUUUAGCAGCAAAAAAUAUCAAUGUUGACGCUAUUAACUUCAAAAUACAACAGUCAUUGCCCGGCAAUGAGAUAUUGUUCAAAUCGAUUGACACUGUUACCAAUCCUGACGAAGCAAUCAACUACCCCGUUGAAUUUUUGAAUUCACUGGAUUUACCAGGAAUGCCACUACAUAACUUGCGAUUAAAAAUUGGCUCACCUAUAAUUUUUCUUCGGAAUUUAAAUGCACCUAAGCAAUGCAAUGGCACAAGAUUAGUCACAAAAAAAAUUAUGGGCAAUGUCCUUGAAGCUACAAUUUUGAACGGCAAAUUUGAAGGUGAAGUUGUUCUCCUGCCACGAAUCCCAAUGAUCCAUUCAGACUCACUCAUACCAUUCAGACGUCUGCAAUUUCCAAUUCGCUUUGCAUUUGCCAUGACUAUUAAUAAGUCACAAGGUCAAACAAUGUCGAUUUGUGGGUUAGAUCUCGAUAAUCCGGUCUUUUCACAAGGCCAAUUAUAUGUGGCAUGUUCUCAUGUUGGAAAACCGUCAAGUUGUAGCUGGUCAAAAAAAAUACAUCCUAGUCUUGUAACAACAAAAACUAUAGAUGAGCUAUACCCAGUCCCCCAAGAUAAAGUAGAUUAUUGUGCUACAGUAACUAUCAGUAACUCUUUUAAAGAUAGUGUGUUCUCGAAAUUGACAAAUCUAGGCAUUCUAGUUGGAUUAACGUGGCUUUUAUUUCCUGAACCUGAAUUUAUACCAGUAGUUGAGUUAGAAGACAUAAUAAGAUCUUCAGAAUUUGAGCAAAGUAAUGAUAAGCAACAAUAUUUAUUUGAAAAAAUUGGCAUGAAUGAUGGUGAUAUUUUAAAUUGGCUUCAGAAACGAUUGGACAAGAUUAAAAUUCAAAAUGGUUAG